Messenger RNA from Sphenostylis stenocarpa, 1125 nucleotides. Lineage: Eukaryota; Viridiplantae; Streptophyta; Magnoliopsida; Fabales; Fabaceae. The record is from the annotation of a GenBank genome assembly.
AUGGAUCGGCCGGCCACAGGAAUAGGUUUGGACAUGCCUAUCAUGCAUGAUAGUGACCGCUACGAUUUCGUUCGCGAUAUUGGAUCUGGAAAUUUCGGCGUGGCUAGACUUAUGAGGGAUAAGCAAACGCAAGAGCUUGUUGCUGUCAAGUAUAUAGAACGCGGGAAAAAGAUUGAUGAAAAUGUUAAAAGAGAAAUCAUUAAUCACAGGUCUCUAAGACAUCCUAACAUUAUCAGGUUUAAGGAGGUCAUUUUAACACCUACCCAUCUGGCCAUUGUAAUGGAAUAUGCAUCUGGAGGAGAACUAUUUAAUCGAAUUAGCAAUGCAGGGCGUUUUACUGAGGAUGAGGCUCGUUUCUUCUUUCAACAACUCAUAUCUGGGGUCAGCUAUUGUCAUGCAAUGGGUAAGGCUGCAUAUAAUUAUCGUCCAUACCUUUGCAUAGCGAGGAAGGAAGUGUGUCACCGGGACUUGAAGUUGGAAAACACUUUGUUGGAUGGAAGCCCAGCAGUCCAUUUGAAGAUAUGUGAUUUUGGAUAUUCCAAGUCUUCGAUGCUUCAUUCACAACCUAACUCAACUGUGGGAACCCCUGCAUAUAUUGCUCCAGAAGUAUUGCUGAAGCAAGAGUAUGAUGGCAAGAUUGCGGAUGUCUGGUCAUGUGGAGUAACCUUAUAUGUGAUGCUAGUGGGUUCAUAUCCUUUUGAAGAUCCUGAAGAUCCAAGGGAUUUCCGGAGGACAAUUCAGAGGGUUCUCGGUGUCCAGUAUUCCAUUCCAGAUCAUAUACAAAUAUCUCCUGAGUGUAGCCACCUUAUCUCAAGGAUAUUUGUUUUUGAUCCUGCAGAGAGAAUCACUAUUCCUGAAAUAUUGAAAAAUGAAUGGUUUCUGAAGAAUCUCCCUCCUUACUUGAUGGAUGAAAAGAUCAUGGGUAAGCAAUUUGUAGAGUCAGAUCAACCCAUCCAGAGCAUUGAUACAAUCAUGCAGAUAAUUUUAGAAGCUACCUUACCACCAGAAGGGACCUAUUCUUUAGACCAGUUUAUGGCUGAUAACAUAAUAGAUGACAUGGAUGAAUCUGACUCUGACUUCGAGCAAGAUGUAGAAAGCAGUGGGGAAAUAGUGUAUGCCAUGUAA